CAGUGCUUGUCGAUAACGCUAUCGGUAGAACCAUAGCAGAGCUAUGGCCAACGCAAGGACAACAAGGCUGAUCGGGAUGGCGACCCGUGUCUCUGCGAGCCACUGCACCUAUUCUUCUAUGCUAGACUAGUCAUUUUCGUUGAGCCCAACUCAUGAUUGGUUGUCGUGGUCAUGGUCAGUGAGCCAGAAGACGAGCGCGUUGGUGGGCAUGUGGGAGUCAAGCACCCUUGGGCCGUGAAUAGUAACCGAGUGCUCUCUGAAAGCUCACGCGUUCAUGACCGGCGGUGAAAGGCGCUGCAGAUUGCUGUGUGCCUGCAUGCAUUCACAACGUCCCGGCGCAGCCACACCUAGCAAGCGGGACAUGGGCUGCAGCAUGCAUUCACAUCGUCCCAGCGACGGGCAAUCAGCGGUGAAAUGCGCUGCAGGGUACUGUGCUUCGGCAUACAUCCACUUCGUCCCGGCACAGUGGGUUUCAUCGCCCAAUCCCGACGCAGACCAGAUGCCCAGGUGUAACACCCGACCUCACUGGAGACUCCACACGCUUCCGCACACGCUGCAAGAUGUCAACGCAAUCUCAUAUCGUCGCCACAACUUCCACACAUUCCCCUCUUUCGCAUUCCUUCAUCAGUGUCACCCUGCUGCAGCCGGAAUCCAGCCUCCUCAUCCACGUAUUGCCCUCCAAUUAUACGAACGACCGUUGUAUCUUCCCUUCUCCUUCUUAGCCCUCUGGCGAAAAAGAACUGGGAUGGAUCGACAGGGUGUCAUUUGUCACUCGACCUGGCAACGCUCAAGCUGCGCCUCACAUACGCGUAUCCUCUCAAGGGCGACGGCUCAGCUAAGCAAAAGAAGCAGUAGAUCGCGAGUGGUUGGGGCAAGGAGGCAGGCUUUGAACACGUCUUGCUCCUGUGUCCUUGUAUAGUGCGUCUGCUGGAAACCUAGAACACCGAGCCACGCGAAUCUAUGCGCAAGUGGAGCAAGGCCUUCGAGGCUUGUAAGCGUGAAUUUGGCAUACUGCCGCCGGAGGAGAAGCACUGGGAUGAGCGGGUCGAGGAUGACACCAAGGAUGCAGGGA
Trematosphaeria pertusa is the source of this 1072-nucleotide messenger RNA. RefSeq lists its product as uncharacterized. NCBI's taxonomy places the organism in Eukaryota, Fungi, Ascomycota, Dothideomycetes, Pleosporales, Trematosphaeriaceae. The transcript has a single exon. The coding region runs from base 275 to 919 and encodes 214 amino acids. The record is from RefSeq and is a predicted model, not a curated record.